Molecule: messenger RNA, 1354 nt
Organism: Somion occarium
Lineage: Eukaryota; Fungi; Basidiomycota; Agaricomycetes; Polyporales; Cerrenaceae
Source: the annotation of a GenBank genome assembly
AUCUUACCACCACGAUGUCUGACAUGCUGAAAGCGUCUACGAACCUCCCAACAACCUUCCUGAAGAUAGAGCGAUGUCGAAGAGUUGCCCCGGGAUUUUUCGUCCCAAGCCUCAAAUUUAAUGGAUGCUACAGAGACGCCGGUUCCCUAUAUUUAGCGAUGCCGUCUGUGGGAUACCCAGGACCUUCUACCUCCGCAGAGGGUCCAUGAGCUUUGAAGCCUAACUAGAUUGCACUUUGACCACCAUGACCGUUCUUCGAUUGGGAAGCACUGCUCCUGACUUUGAAGCGGAUACCACCGAGGGCCCGAUAAAGUUUCACGAAUGGAUAGGCAACUCAUGGGUUAUGCUGUUCUCACACCCGGGCGACUUCACGCCUGUGUGCACAACUGAGCUUGCAGACAUCUCUCAUCGAUUGCCGCAGUUUGUGAGCCGCAACGUGAAGAUUAUUGGCAUAUCCACGGAUAAUGUCCAAUCGCACCAUGAGUGGAUAGAGGACAUUAUAGAAAUCGGCAACAAAACGGCACCCACCUGCGUUGAAUAUCCCAUUAUUGCGGACCCAGAGCGAAACAUAUCGCGUUUGUACGAGAUGCUUGAUGAACAGGAUGAGACAAACGUCGACGGAGAAGGCUUGCCUUACACUAUUCGCACCGUGUUCAUCAUCGACCCUCGCAAGAAAAUUCGUACCAUGUUGCACUACCCUGCCUCUGUCGGUCGAGAUUUCGACGAAGUCGUUCGGUACGAUAUAUCCGCUUUUACUUCUAUUAAUGAACAUUGCCUCCUAAAUGAUUCACGCCCUUACAGCAUUAUUGAUGCGCUGCAACUUAGCGAACAGCACAAAGUCAUGACGCCGUGCAAUUGGAGGAAAGGGGACGAUGUCGUCGUGCAUCCAAGUCUAUCCGAUGAAGAGGCAAGGAAGCUUUUCCCUUCUUAUAAGACUCAGUUGGUGAGCCUUUUUGUUCUACUAGUGAUCCACCCUCUUCAUGGCAAGUCUUCAACAGCCCUAUCUUCGCACAACGUCGCUGGAUAAUCAAUAGCAGCUAUGAACUCCUUGUCCUCAUUCCUUGUUGUAUUUUAUAUGUACUUUCUAGACUUUUCGCUAUCGUCUCGUCGAUCUUGCUCUUAUCAUCUACUGUAUGACUUAUCGUUCAUAUUGUAUCUCAUUGCUCCCGUUCUUACAUUCCUCCGUUCUAUCCCCUUUUAACUCUGCCCUAGAAGCCCCGUCCUAGGUGAGACGCUCGUCCUCAACUCGGUGCUAUCUUCCUCCUAUCUUUGACAACCGUUUCGCCGCUUCUCGGAAGUACUUCGUCUUGAGAUUGAUGUUGUACAGCAAGUCAUUCAUCGAUGUUGUAUCCCC